Messenger RNA from Anopheles stephensi (Asian malaria mosquito), 6446 nucleotides. RefSeq names its product cysteine-rich motor neuron 1 protein. The record is from RefSeq and is a predicted model, not a curated record. The transcript has 3 exons. Gene Ontology annotation, molecular function: insulin-like growth factor binding. NCBI's taxonomy places the organism in Eukaryota, Metazoa, Arthropoda, Insecta, Diptera, Culicidae. Gene Ontology annotation, biological process: regulation of cell growth; regulation of signal transduction. Bases 1841 to 3040 code for a protein of 399 amino acids. Gene Ontology annotation, cellular component: extracellular region.
GCGUUUUUUUUUUGUGUUGACCGCGUUGCGUCUGUACGGGUGUCCCGUGUUGCGUACACGCACCGCGUACGAAAGUGUGUGCGAUAGUGUGUGCGGCCGAUAAGCCGCCGAAACAAUAAACAUUUUUUUCUGCUUUCCCAUUUGGCAAAACGUCAACGCGGCACGAUUCAGAUACAAACACACGCGCUCUGUCUCGCUUUCACGCACUCGCUCUCUGUCUCUCUGCGUGUAGUUGUGAUCGAAUCGGUUUGGUUUGAUACUGUCCCCCAAAAGUGUAUCAGAAAAUGAGCUUGGUACCGCGGGUAUGCCUCGAGUGCUGUUGGAAGCCGAACUAAUUCCAAUUAAAGAUCUAUUUAUCUGGCUUUCUGGUACCACAUUUCAUCACCGGCAACCAAAAAAACAUGCGUGCGUUUUUGGCUUACGAUAAGGAAGUGGGAAACGAAGGCUAAACAAAGUCAGAUUAGAUAGGACGUAGGGCGCCCACCGAACCGCCGUACGCAAGGGCCAGAAUUCAGUCCAAAAAUGUUGUGCUGCGCUUUGGUAAUAUAGUUUUCAAGCUACAGAAAGAUUACAACGCCUUUACACGGGUUUUUAUGAGCAAAAGACUUUGAUUUGUUCUAAAGCGGGACCCCAUUAUCGUACUAUCGUAGGUGACAGCAUAACUGCAGCAUAAACGUUUAAUUAAAUUAGGCUCGCAUCGGCCCGGUGCGUGUACCAGCUUGCGUUGCGUGCGUGUACCACGUGACGCACAUACACGCACAUAUUUUUGUGCAUAUAAUCCCACUAGAUGUGCGUACGUGUUUGUGUUUGUAUAUGUAUCUGUGUGUGUGCAUGUGUCUGUAAGUGUAGCAGUUAUAAGAGCGGGAGUGUUUGUUUAGACGUAGCAAUAGGCAGCAAACAAGCAAACCAAAUCCCCCUGUACAGUGAGUGUCCAACGUUUCGGUGAAAAACGAAAAUCGCUUCCCCUGACUUUGCAGAAAGCCGGCCCCAAGAAACGUGACCCGAAACGUGAUAGGGGCAAAGAGGUGUGUGUAUGUGUGGUGGUUUAUAGAAAAGGUUCGAUGUUUGAUUGAAGUCAAACGAUACACAACCGUGCAACUUGCGGAUAAACAAUAGCUAAGCGCUGGCCAAGUGUUGUAACUAGCUUUAAACAAAGUUUCGAACGUGAGAAAGAGAGAGAAAAAAAGUAAGAAAACAUUAAGUUGCACUGUUGAAAUGUAAAAACGCACACCGAAAGCAAAACAAAGCACAGAAAUAAGAAAAAACGUGUGUAAAACAAAACAAAACAACAAAACAAAAGAAGGGAAAGAAGUUGAAAAGAGAAGAAAUAAUAGUAGAAGAAAUUUCCUUCACUAAAGCGUGCCUUGAGUGUUGCAAAUAAAAGCAAAAAAAAAAAGAGAAGAAGAAGUAAAGAGUGCAACAAAAAAUAAAGUGUAACCCGAAAGUGAAAGAAGAGUGUAAGCAGAAGGGAAAGAUAAAAGUUCCAGCAUAAAUUGAAUUCGAUGCAAAGGAAGUGUGUGCGUGAGUUUGAUUUUUUCCUGUUUCGGGGGCGCCACUCGUGUAGCGAUUGUGUAAAAGUAAAAAAGUAAGAAAAAAAUCGUAAGAAGGGAGCAAAGAGCAAGCAAGAAAAAAUCUAUCAAGAAAGCAAAGUGUGAGCAAAACCGGGCAGGUGAAAAUUGCGCUCGGUUCGUGUUUCCUUGUGAAGGUUGGUUUUUUUUCGCCUGUGUUCCGGCGUUCUGUGUUUGUGUGUGUGUGGUGCUGUGUGCGAGUCAGCACCAGGAAGAAUUUCCGUGCUGGACCUGCUCCUUCCGUAGCACGUUAUCCUGCGACCGGAGCGGAAAUGGCAUCGAUUCGAGCACAACCACCGCGACCGGUGCGGGCGAUGGCGUUGCUGUUGGUGAUUGCAUCGCUCCUGGCGACCAGUUGCACAGCCGAUGAAGCCGUUACAGAUCUCGAAACGCGCUGCCAGAACGUGCAAUGUUACAACGAUUGCCCAUCGGACAGCUACCUGCAGCACACGAUGGACGCGCAAAGCUACGCCAAAGACGACGAGCCGGAGCGAGCGAAGCGCGCAAUCGCCACCAACAACCAUGCCCACGGACCGAUCACGAUUGUCCCGAGUGCGAUGCAGUUCUUCUACACCAACCACCUGCAGGUACAGCAGCAGCUACGCCUCAAGCGUAACAUCGAUCCAACCGAGCUGAUCGACGCCGGUAUGGACUAUACCGCCGAGUCCGAUCUGCAAGAGCUUUGCUGCCCCCGGUGCAUCUGCCAACCGUGCCCGGAGAUUCCGAGCUGUCCGCCCAACUUCAAGCCCGUCGUUGACUUUCACGAACAUACCGGGCAACCAGGCAAUUGCUGUCCUUCGUUCCACUGCCAGCGGAAUCCGAUGUGCUAUUCCGAAACGAACCGUGCCUGGUACGUGGAGAACGAAACCUGGAGCGAACCACCGUGCACGGAGUGCAAAUGUUUGGCGGGCCAGAACCGAUGCGAGAUACCGGCCUGCAAACCGCUCAACUGUGAGCACCAGAUAAACCUACCGGACCGGUGCUGUCCGGUGUGCGAUCCGGCCAAGUCCAUCUUCUGCGAGGACCACAACUGUGAGGUGCAGUGCCGGAAUGGGUACGAACGGCGGGGCAAUUGUUCGCUGUGUAGCUGCGUGCAGGUGCCACCGCCCGUGCCGGUAACCGACGAGCCCACCGAGACACCGACACUGAUGGCAAACUUCACCGCGAUGGACACGACGGAAUCGGAGCUGUUCGACACCGGCAAAGAACGCACUGAUGAUGGAUUUUUCAGCAACUUGCCUACGCUCGGGUUCAUCAUUUUCGUCAUCAUUGUUGGGCUGAGCAUCUUCAUCAUCUACAGCCUGGUGUCGAUCGAGAGCGUCAAGAAGGGUCUGCAGAUGUGGUUCAGCUGCAACGAGAUUCCGCAGCGCAAGAGCGCGUACAACCGAGUGUCCAGCGUGGUGGUUCCCGUACCACCGUCGUCACCGCCGUCGCCGCCUGCUAAUGGGACAACCGCGAACAGUAUGGCCUAAGGGCAACCAGGUGUGAUGGUGAGAGGUGGUGGCUCUAAAUUAUCAUUUAAUUCGAUUUCAAUUUACUACCCUUGACAACAAUUUUGCUACUUGCAGCAAUUGCUUCACCGGUCAAACAAUUAUCAAUUCCUAAAACCUGUUUCUUUUGAUUUAAAAUAAUUUAAAAAUUUUAAACAAUUUUUCCAUAAAUUCCCUCAACCUUUUUGCAUGAGUUUCUUAAUUUGGAACUCCUCUUUCCAUAUUUUCUUUUUUUGCAAAAAAACGACCGAAAGUUGAUGCUCUAAAACUAGGCGAAAAACCGAGCAAAAAAUGAAGCAAACAACAACAACAAAACAAACAACCAUAAUUUGUGAUAGUAUUGAAAACAAAAAACGAAACAAAAAUUGUGAAGCAGAUAGUGUGCGUGCAGCAGCAGUACCUAAGCAGUCUUGCUGUGCGAAAGGGAAGCGAGAUAAACGAUAGGCGACAGGUGGACAAUGGAGGCGCCCGUCAACUGAAAACCACACACUGGCUAAUCCAUGUGGAUUGGGUUGGGAUCUCGAAAGAAUAAUUUAAGACGAUUGGACAGCAUAAUGAUAUUUGACGUUUGAAAGGAGGAAACGAAAAACGCAACGCUAGAAAGGCUAGACCCAUUAGACAUAUGCGCGAGAAAGGUUGAGAAGCGCGUCCUCGAAGGAAAAGAAGGAGGGCGAGAAAAGAGGAGUAGAUUUUAGAAACAAAAAAACACACAAACAACUGCUACGCUAAUCUUAAUGUAUACAACAACAAAAAAACAAAUACGUAUUCCUACGUUAGUUACUGUAUUUAGUGUUUAAUUACUGCAUAUUUAUUUAACGAAUCGGAAAACAAGCACACGUGCACACGAGUGUGUGGCCAAUUUCGUUUCCAUCGCAACGGUUUUUGUUUUUAUAUUAUUAAACACAAAGCAGGCCAUUUCUUGCAAAGCAACACAAAACGAGUGAUUCAAUUUGUGUUCCGUAUCUUUUCUACUUUUGUUGUCAACUUUUUUUGUUCCUUUACAGUACGUGUGUUUUGAAUGCCUUUUCUUUUUUUUUUCUUGUUUAUAGUAAAACGGAAAUUUUCUCCGUUUUCCGCGUGCGUUUGGAGGAAGAAGCAUUUCGAUGUUCCUCCCAAAACCUGGCGUACUGUAAGCUUGUAUUAUUUUGAAGACUUUAUAGAACGAAAAACGAACCACCAUAACCAUGUUUGUUUGUACGUGUUACACGUUUAGUAUUUUCCUCGAUUAGAAGGUUUUCAGAGUUUUUUUUUAAUUGUAAACUAAAAAACAAGCAAAAUAACUAGCACUUAAGGUGAGCAAGCCUGGUGGUGGAGCCUGGACCUGAACCCGGUGCUUCCGUUGUAAAGGAAGUGACCCCGGGCCCAGAAAUCACCGGUGGAAGGUGAUUUGAAUCAAAAGCUAAAUUUGCAAGAGAGCACAAAAAGUGACAGACGUGCGAUUGCAUAUAUGAGGAACAAGAAGAAGAUGAGGAAGAAAAUAUAGAGAAAAAACGCGCACACACACACAUACAGAAACAAACUAAGCGUUGCUGAACAUAUGAUAAAAUCAAUGCUUCCAGAAAUGAUACAAAAAAAGCUGCAGUAACAGUAAGUGAAACGUUUAGACGAAAAAGGAAAAUCAAUGCUGAGAAACACUAUAUAGCAGGAAACAAAACUAGCAAACCGAGGAAGGCAACAAAUCAAAGCAAAAGUUCCUGCCGGCUCCCGAAACCAGCGCCUGCUUGAUGUAAAAAUGAAGCUACCCGUUUCCCGCUGUCCCAAAUGGCAAGAUUUAGAGAGGGAAGCCCUCGAACAAACCCUCGAUCGCUGCAUAUCUUCUCCUAUCUCGACCAUGAAGUUAAUCAAAAGUGUAACCAGCCACCUCCAACCGAACUACUGGAAACGAAAGAGACCAGCAGCUGUUUGUAUGUACAACCCCCCAGACGUGUGGUACCGCUGACAUUUGCUGACUACACUUUGCUGCCUAAUAAAUGUGUCGCUUCUGCUUUAAAACCUCGUCUAACAACAACAUAAAAAACCCUCACCACCACCAAAAAUCAUCCUUCAUCCGUGUAGUGUGUUAGUGUGUAAUCGAACCGUUCAGCGGGCUACGUAUCAAACGCGCAUCGCACACCAUUUAUCGCACACCAUUUCAUAUCAUUCCGUUUUCCGUGUCCCUCUCUUCUCGUAUAAAUAUAUGUAUAUGUAUCUAUAAACGUAAACAUGCAACUGAAUUGCAUCCAAAAUUUAUCGCAAAAGAGACAUAAAAAAAACCAUCAAAACAUGUGUGUGAAGGAGAGAAGGAGAGAGAGAGAGAAAGAAGCGCGCGCAACAAAUAAUACGCAACUGUACAGAAAAAAAAACAAAUGCUCGUUACAACUAAAACAAACAAAAAACACAAGAAAACAACACUUGAUAAUUGGAAAAAAAAACCUUUAAAAGCUGUUACAGGUAAACUUUUUUUAUAUUUUAAUGGAAAAUGCAUUGGAUGGAAACCGAAGCCGGCUUGCAUUAUUUUAUCCCGAUUUUACACACUGGAUUGCAAAGUGAUCAAUUAUUGCGUUCUUUAAUUUAUUCUUUUAUAAUUCUGUUCAUCUCGCUUUUCUCUACCAUUUCCCCCUUCAUAUUGCUCAGUAUUGCUAUAAAACACUCAUUUUUUCUCCCUUUUAUAUCACUUUUAUACAUUUUUUUCUGUUUAACAAAAGUUUAAAUUCAACUUCUACAUAUUUAACCAAACCGGAGGCUUUGUUGCACAACAAAGAAACGAAACAAAAAAGAUGUAAAACUAAAAGGAGAAAGGAUUGGUGAUUGCAAAAUAAGAAAAUGUUACUCAUUUUUGGGGGGCCAAAAGCCCAAAUCCGAUGGAAACAAUAAAAGCAUCCCGAAGAACAAAAAACAACAGUAACAAAAAUGGCAAAUCAAAUUGUCUAAAUUUUUAUCUAAGUGUGUGUGUGUGCGUAAAUGCUAAAACAAAUGAACAGAAGGAAAAACACACACUCUACUAAAGGGUGCACAAGAAAUCCUCCAACCAGCAACAGUUGUAAAGGAAAGUGAACAAACACAACCACACGAAUGCAUAAAUCAAAGCAAAUCCUUGUUUUUCUUUUCCUUGUUUUCCACCACACUACAACAACAACAAUAAGACAACUAUGUGCGAUGGAACUGAUGCAGCAGCGUGACGUGAUGGAGCAAAAGAAAAAAAAAAAGAGGAAGACGAAAGCAAGAAAAAACGGUAGCAAAAUCGAACAUCGGUUUGAGAAUAUUAUUAUACCUAUUGUGAAUAGUUACGAUGAAGCGAAUGGAAGGGAGGUUAUGCAAUUUGUAAAAAGGAGUAUAAUAUACAGCUAGACAAAUAAGAAAUAUAUAAGCAUACGAAUUCGGAUGAAACUAAAUUACAAAAAAAAACGUA